GUAGUAGGCUGGCUACCUAUCGUCCCUGAAGAUUCUGGAGGAGAUGGAAAACUAAGCCAUACAAAUCUCAAACACAUUGUCUGGCAUGAAUCAUUCUUCAAGUUACUUGAGUCCAUCAUCUUGUAUGCAAAGACAGGAUUCACACAUAAGUGCCAUGAUCGCAUCACACAUUGGUUAUUCCCUUUGAUCCUUCUACUUUCAGCUGAUUAUGAGGAGCAGUAA
Molecule: messenger RNA, 222 nt
Organism: Suillus subaureus
Lineage: Eukaryota; Fungi; Basidiomycota; Agaricomycetes; Boletales; Suillaceae
Exons: 2
Source: RefSeq, a predicted model, not a curated record